Messenger RNA from Clupea harengus (Atlantic herring), 3150 nucleotides. It is a transcript of the gene acsf2, whose product is annotated as acyl-CoA synthetase family member 2. NCBI's taxonomy places the organism in Eukaryota, Metazoa, Chordata, Actinopteri, Clupeiformes, Clupeidae. The transcript is spliced from 16 exons. The record is from RefSeq and is a predicted model, not a curated record. Gene Ontology annotation, biological process: fatty acid metabolic process. Bases 656 to 2479 code for a protein of 607 amino acids. Gene Ontology annotation, molecular function: medium-chain fatty acid-CoA ligase activity.
UGGAGUCAUGGUUGCAACUAGUGAAUACAAUUCAGUGUAACAGUUGAAUGCCUUACGGUUGGGCAUUUUAUUCUGCACAUCAGAGAUGUACUAACAAGAUUUUGGGUCAGUUUAGGCCUAUUACUGAGUGACUUUAUGCAAAUAUUCAACUCGUCAAAUCCAUGAAGAGUUGACAGUUUAAUUUCCCCCUUACACAUUCAGUACUGCGCUGGUCUUUUGGUAAUCGUUUUUAUCUAUGGGUGAGCCGCAUAACUUGUCCUGUGUCAGAGUGUGAGGAUCGAUUCCAUACAUGGUCUGUAUGACACAGGCAACAUGACAACUAGACUACCCCCUUUACAUAAGAGGAGCAGGCAAGUCUGCCUGAAACUCAAGUAGGGUACAUUCAAAUGCGCCGCGGUUGAGUUUCUGCCUCAUGUCUCUGCGCGUAGUCGCCUCAGAAGUCAGUCUCUGAAACAGAUUGCAGAAAAAGUCUAGUUUACACGUACCCUUUGCACCUUCGGUAUAAUCGGACUCAUUCUGCGCACAAAAUUAUUAGCCUACCAAAACUAGUUCGGGUGUCAUCUUGACGGAUUUCCGUAAACACUGAACGCUUUCACAUUGUUUACGUGUUGUCAGUUUCAUUUGGAUUAUUUGGGUAGAAAGUUAAACCGCAAUCAUGUCAGCAAGGAUUCUUCUUGGUUAUCUUCGAUCUGGCGUUAGUGUUUCCAAGAAAGCCAAGGGUCUAUCGAGACCACGGACAAAGAUAUUUGUCUCUGGACAACAAUGCUGCUCCAUCCAUGUGGACAGCCCUCCCGUGGAGCCCUCCCUCACCACCAGCUACGCCCACGGCACCUCCACCCGCUCCCUGCUGUCCAGCACCGUGGGCCAGACCCUACAGGCAGCCGCGGAGCGCUGGCCGGACCGCGAGGCUCUGGUCUUCGUGCAGGACGGCGUCAGGAAGACCUUUGCCCAGUUCAAGCAGGAGGUGGACCAGGCCGCUGCGGGCCUCUUGGCAAUAGGCCUGAAGAAAGGCGACAGACUUGGCAUGUGGGGACCCAACACCUAUGAGUGGAUCCUCAUGCAGUUCGCCACAGCCAAGGCUGGCAUCAUCUUGGCGGCUGUGAACCCAGCUUAUCAGCUGCAGGAGGUGGAGUUUGCAAUGAGGAAGGUGGGCGUCAGUGCUGUGGUGUGCCCCACCCAGUUUAAGACCCAGAAGUACUACGACAUGCUGAGGCAACUCUGCCCCGAUAUGGACACGGCCAGCCCCGGCAGCAUCAAGAGUAGCAGGCUGCCGGAGCUGAGGACGGUGAUCUUGACUGACAGCGAGCAGCCGGGUGCACUCCACCUGAAGCAGGUGAUGGAGGCGGGCAGCAGCCAGUACGUGCAGCAGCUGGAGGAGCUGCAGAGGACGCUGUGCUUCGACGACCCCAUCAACAUCCAGUUCACCUCGGGCACCACUGGGGCGCCUAAAGGAGCCUCCCUGUCCCACCACAACAUUGUCAACAAUGCCUACUUCAUCGGCACACGAGUCGGCUAUCACUGGAGGCCCCACGUGAAAAUAUGCCUACCGGUGCCCCUCUACCACUGCUUCGGGUCCGUGGGGGGUGGCAUGGUCAUGGCUGUGCAUGGAGCCACGCUGGUGUUCCCGUCGGCGGGCUACGAUAGCCGCGCCAAUCUGGCAGCCGUGCACAGCGAAAGGUGCACCUUUUUAUAUGGCACUCCGACCAUGUUCAUUGACAUGCUGGGUCAACCGGACCUGCCCACGUUUGACCUGUCAUCUGUAGAAGGGGCAAUAAUGGCUGGUUCUCCAUGUCCGGCAGAGGUGGUGUGUAAGGUGAUCAAAAACAUGGACAUCAAACAGCUAUCGAUUGGCUACGGCACCACGGAGAACAGCCCGGUGACCUUCGUUGGCUUCUCCAUCGACAGCAUGGAGAGAAGGACCGAGACGGUGGGCUGCAUCGCCCCUCACACUGAGGCUAAGGUGGUGGACCCGACCUCAAGGCAGCUGGUGCCGCUGGGCAGUCAGGGGGAGCUCAUGAUCCGGGGGUACUGUGUGAUGCUGGAGUACUGGGGAGACCAGGCCAAGACGCAGGAGUGCAUCAGCAAAGACGGCUGGUACAAGACAGGUGACAUUGCCUCUAUGGAUGCCUAUGGCUACUGUAAGAUCGAGGGGCGCAUCAAGGACAUGAUCAUCCGCGGCGGAGAGAACAUCUACCCAGCAGAGAUUGAGCAGUUCCUGCACACACAUCCAAAAGUGCAGGAGGCCCAGGUGAUUGGCGUGAAGGAUGAGCGAAUGGGAGAGGAGAUCUGCGCCUGCAUCAGGCUGAAAGUGGGCCAGGAGUGCACAGCAGAGGAGAUCAUAGCCUACUGCAAAGGAAAGAUUUCCCAUUUCAAGAUUCCACGUUACGUGUUAUUUGUUGAGAGUUACCCCCUCACCAUCACAGGAAAGAUUCAGAAGAUCCAUCUGAGAGAGUUGACAGAGAAGCAACUGGGGCUUUAGUUCCGGAAAGGAAAAUGGCGUCGUGAGACACAACAUGGGCCACGACGGGAGAGACCCGCAUCAAAGUACUGCACACAGCACAUAAUGGACAUGACCCUGAACGUCCUGGGACAGUGUCAAACAGGCUAGAACAAACACUAAACUCUCACUUUCCCCCAGAGAGAACCCCUUGAACCCUACAGGUGGUAAUAUUUCAGGUAUUAAGGUCAGAUUAUGAUACUGUGAACAGGAUUUAAGGUAGGAUUAUGAUACUGUGAAGAGGGUACAGAACACUGCAGUUGUUUGUAAGGCCAAGAGAAUUUCAAGAGGAGUCAAGAAAAAGAUCAUAUCGGUCAACUUUUUAGUUCCCAAUAUUAAAUAUGUAGAAGUCAUUUUGUAAAGGCAAGAUUAGUUUCUAUUGGAGUCACAAAUCACAUAGUACAACCUUUUAGUUUCUUUUUAAGUUCUGUCUUGAGUGUUAGGAUUGUGGAAACGUUGUAAAACUGUGCCUUCAUGUAUCUUAAUUGCUGCCAAAGUUUUCUGACUUUUCUAUUCAACAGAUAAUGUCAGACUAUUUUCUUUGUGUUUCUAUACAGAAGAUAAUGCUAAACGAUUUUCUGCAGGUUUUUAAAAAAAUACUUUUAAAUACUACUUAUUUUUUUGAGAUGCCAUUAAACAUGAAUUGUACCUCA